This is a messenger RNA of Trypanosoma cruzi, 1035 nucleotides long. RefSeq names its product mucin-like glycoprotein, putative. The record is from RefSeq and is a predicted model, not a curated record. The transcript has a single exon. Lineage: Eukaryota; Euglenozoa; Kinetoplastea; Trypanosomatida; Trypanosomatidae. The coding region runs from base 1 to 1035 and encodes 344 amino acids.
AUGAUGAUGAUGGUGACUGUGCGGCGCCGCGUGGUGUGCGACCUGCUGAUCCUCGCGCUCUUGUGCUGCUGCUGCUGCUUGCCCGUCUGCGGGACUGCUGUGCCGGUAAAAACCUUUGUGUUUGUGCAUUUUUCGUGUCCCGGGACUGACGGUAAGUUGAGUUGGCAUCUUCGAGGCGAAGAGGAAUGGAAAAAGUGCCCUAAGAAGCCUGGAGAAGUCGAUCAAGACAGUGAUGAGCGUGCACGGCUGUGCGUUGCCGGUGGGGACUUCUACAGAGCUUGGAGAAGGAGAGUAUUUUGCAGUCCUCCCAGUAACCAGGUAGAAUUUAUGUUUGAGAUAGAAUUUGCGACGUACGGGGGUUUAAGGAACAGCAGCUCGGCGACGGCAAUAAACAAUGAUCGGGAGGCCACUGAUGGCGCGCAACGGCUUCAGUCGCAGCCGCGGAAUGGAACAGCGGCCCCGGCAGCUACGGCGGCUGCAUCGACAACGGCGGUUGUUGACCAGGCACAGGGCGGUCUCGUCACUCCGCCGAGGGAGGCAGCUGAGGCACCGCAGAAGAAGUCGCCUGACCACACAGCCGAGGACGGCUUUGCCCCAAGUUCGAGCGAAAACAUCACCGUCAAGGAGGAGUCGCCUAAGCAAACAGCCGAAGGCGGCUCUUAUCCAAUGCUAAGCGAAAACGUCACCGUCAAGGAGAAGUUGCCUGACCAAACAGCUGAGGACGGCUCUGCCUCAAGGCCGAGCGAAAACUUCACCGUCAGCCCGCUGACAUCCGCAGAAGGGGCAGCCAAUGAAACUUCCCACAACAGUAAUGAGGGUGACAGCCAAUCCGACGCCAGUGGCGAAGGCAACAGCACCGUUACCGGCACGAAUCCGCUCCGACCGACCAGAGACGAAAGUGCAAACGAAAGUACAGAAGAUAUCGCCGCUUUGUUGCCGACUUUCAGUCCGGACGGCAGCGACGUCACCACUGUGUGGGUGCGCACGCCCCUGCUGCUGCUCGUCAUCGCCCUUGUCUGUGCUGCUGUGCGGUGA